Molecule: messenger RNA, 2001 nt
Organism: Symbiodinium sp. CCMP2592
Lineage: Eukaryota; Dinophyceae; Suessiales; Symbiodiniaceae
Source: the annotation of a GenBank genome assembly
AUGGAGCUGUGUGACAAGUCUUGUCAGGAGGAAACUGAGGCCACUAGCAUGGCCCUCCCGGAAGACAUUGAUCUUCUGGAAGAUGAUGUCCAGGAGGCUAGUGUGGAGAAGCUUUCUCAUGAGGCUUCCUUGCGGAUGUCAGUUGCCAUACAAGACGCAGGGUUAGGUUUAGGGCGUUGCGUGAUUGACACGAAGCUUCCUUGGGAACUUCCGGGACUUGAGUUGGUUUUUGGUUCUCGUGCAAGCGUGCUUCCCAAAGCCAGUGAUGCCAUCUUACCGCAGGCGGUGCCUUUUCCUGUCAGGGAAUCUGUUGAAGAGGCAUCCUCUUCGCGCGACUGUGCGCAUCGUGCCAAGAAGGCCAGAGCAAGCGUUACCCUGGGAGCCUGCUUUCGAGAUGUUGUCAAUUUCAACCUUGUGGAAACUGACGCUGCGCUUGAAGAAGUCAAAUGGACCAGAGCUUUAGAAAUGUGGCUAUUCGUGAUCAUGGAGGACUCCAGCUGUUCUGCGAUAGGAUCCCGGAUUAGCCGCAAAAACGGAGCUGAUGCCAUGAAGUGUCUUCGUGAACUCUUCGGGAAGAAAGCAUCCAGUACCGUCGCAAAGCGUGGGAGUGCAAUGCAGAAGUUCGUUGUGUGGAUACACAAAGCUUGCCCAGGCGAGUGUGCCCUGCCAAUCACUUCAAAGCGUGUCGAUGAUUACAUCGAGCAACUACAGGAAGCUAAGGUCCGACCUGGAUCUUUCACAAGCUUUACUGAAGCUGUCAAUUUCUCAGUGCAUGUCGUGGGCUUGCCUUUCGAUUGUGACGGAUCUCUGAGGAACCCUUUCUCAGGAAAGCAGUUGUUCAGUCCUUGGGCUCGUGGGGCUGUUGCGCUGGAGAUACAGAAGAAAGCAGAGAGGAGGCAGAGCGCUGUCCUAACCACUGACAGCGUUCUUUACCUUGAGGCUCUCUUGAGCGACGAGGAUGAAGAUUUAGUCGACCGUUACGCUGCAGGAUGCAUGAUCUUCAGUUUGUUCAGCCGUAGUCGCAUUAGUGAUCUCAGAAAGGUCAAGGAUUGGAUUUUGGAUUUUGAUUGUUUGCAAAGCCACGGGCAAGGUUUCCUUGAGUGCAGCACUCGCAGUCACAAGACUGAGAAGGACGUCGCGGCCAUUGGUCUUGCCAUGCCCCUUGUUGCACCGGCUGUCGGCUUAGGUAAGGUGAGCUGGGCUGUUACAUUCAGCAAGGUUGCUUCUGCAGUAGGUUUGGGGUUCGUAGGUCGGCCUGAGGGGCCUUUGCUGCCCGCUCCGGACGUCACCGGAGGAUGGUUGUCCAGGUCGGUGACCACCUCCGAAGCUGGCGCUUGGCUCUGCAAGAUUCUUGAUAAGGGAGGGCAGCCAUCCCAAGGGAUCACAGGUCACAGCUUGAAAAGCACUACACUGACCUGGGCCUGUAAAUUUGGUUUCGAUAAGUAUUCCCGGUUACAACUUGGACACCAUGCCACUGGCGAAGGAACAUUGCACACCUAUGGCCGAGAUUACUUGGCGCCUGCCCUCAGGCGCUACGACGAAAUGUUGGCUGCAAUUCGUAACGGAACAUUCUUCCCUGACCUUACGCGCUCGGGCCGAGUGCGAGCCGCUGCACAAGUUCCGAAGGUGGAGGUCUCUGAUGAUGAAGUGCCUGAUCUCGGGUUGACCAGCUUCGCUUCAGAAGGUUCUUUUGAGGCCAUUGGUGUAGCAUCCGCCGGAGAGAAGAGUGAUGAAGAUCAGGUUGCAGCACCCACUGACCAUGAGCUGUCCUCCUCGGACAGCAGUAGCUCGCAGGACGAAGCCGUUGCAGGCAAGGACCACCCCGACUUGGACAACGACGAGAUGGCGUGUGCAGUCGCCCGCAGUUCGACCGGAGUUUUUGCGUGUGGGCGGAAGGUGACGUCCGAUUUCAAGGAGGGGCAAAGCCGCUCCGCGAUCCGAGCAUUGGCCGAGGCCGUUAAUGCUAUGAUGCAGCGAAAGUCGGCUGCAGAGAGUUUGUGA